CUUUCGAUUGGAGUUUCGAAAGCGACGUCGCAAAGUCAACGAGGAGAAGAGGAUAGACAGAAUCACGUAUGCUCGUUGCUGUUGCGAGACUCUUCAGACUCACGAACAGCGCCAGAACGUCGUCGCCGUACUUCGCCGGCUUAUCGGGAGCGAGAAGUGCCUGUUUUUCCGGAGUCGCGUCCGCACGUCGACAACAGCACGCGAUCCUAUCGGCGAGGUGCUACUGCGAGUCGUCGUCGUCGCUAGCCUUGAACGCCGCUCGAAGUCGUAGCGUAGAACAAGACGCCUUCGGCAUGGACGCGGAGAAAGGCACCGCCCCCGGAGUCCUCAGGGCAUGGGACUUCAACAUUUCUCCCGAGGACCUGCACACCAGGGCGUCCAAGAUCAUGGACGAGUGCCGCAAGAUCUGCGACAGGGUCGGCGCACUGCAGGGUGACGAGAUCACCUUCGAGUCCGUGCUUGAGGAAAUCGCUGAGGGCCAACGUGUAUUUGCCAAUGAGAGGCUCUACCUCGACCUGCCGAUGUAUGUUUCGCCGAAGAAGGAACUUCGUGAUGCCAGUGCCGAAGUGUCGGGCAAGCUGAACGAGUUUGAAAUUGAGAUAGACAUGCGGACCGACAUCUUUGAGAAGCUGCUUGUGCUGGAGAAGAAAGACACCAGCUGCCUUUCACCGGAAAGGAAACGAUUCCUCGAAAGGCUCAUCAAGCUUCGCAAGCGAGACGGUCUCCACCUGGCAGCAGAGGUGCAGGAGCAGGUGAAGCAGCUCAAGAAUGACAUAAGUGACCUCGAGGUGAAGUACAACAAGAACUGCAACGAGGAGAACACGGUGCUCGAGUUCACCGAAGAACAGCUGAAGGGCACACCCGAGGACUUUAUCAAGAGUCUGGACAUGGUCGAGUCUGGCAAACGGAAGGUGACGCUGAAGCACCCACACGUCAUGCCCAUCAUGAAGAUGGCUGUUGACCCAGAGACUCGCAAGAAGGUCAACUUUGCUUGCGAAUCCAGGUGCGUCACAGAUAACAUACCCCUGCUUGAGAAGGCCAUAUCUCUGAGAGACAAGAAAGCCCAGAUACUCCACUACCCGACUCACGCCGACUACAUCACCGAGUUGCUGAUGGCGCGUUCGGCCGCCAACGUGCGGCGCUUCCUCACCGAACUGGCCGACAAGCUGCAGCCUCUGUGGGAGAAGGAAAAGAAAGUGCUGCUUGAACUGAAAGAAGAAGAGUGCAAGCGCCAGGGAAUCCCCUUUGAUGGCGAGCUGCACUGCUGGGACGUGGCCUUCUACAAGAAUUUGGUGGAGGAGCGACACUACAAGGUGGACCAGGAGAAGCUGCGGGCGUACUUUCCCCUGGACGUUGUCAUGAAGGGCCUGUUCGGCAUUUACGAGCUUCUGUUGAGGUUAAAGUUUGAAGAGAUCGAGAAUCCUGCCCUGUGGCAUCCUGAGGUUCGCAUGUUCAAGGUGACCGACAGCGAAACCAAGGAGCUUCUUGGCUACUUCUUCAUGGACCUGUUCCCGCGAGAGGGCAAGUACAGCCACUUCUGCAACAUUCCACUGCAGGCAACUUGUGUCAAGCCAGACGGCACCAGGCAAGUUGGUGUGGUGGCUGUUGUGUGCAACUUCCCAAAACCUACAGCGGACAAGCCGUCUCUACUGACCCACACUGAUGUGGAGACGUUCUUCCACGAAUUUGGCCACACCAUGCACCACCUUUGCAGCCAGACUGAACUAGUCAUGUUUGAGGGCACGACGGUCGAGCGGGAUUUCCUGGAGUGCCCUUCCCAGAUGCUGGAGAACUGGUGCUGGGACAUGGAGGGCCUGAGCCGCAUGUCCAAGCACUACUCCUCGGGCGAGCCACUUCCCAAGGAGUUGGCCGACCCGCUGAUCGCCUCGCGGCUCGCCAACGUGGGACAGUUUAAUCUGCGCCAGAUCACCCUGGCCAUGUUCGACUUGGAACUGCACGUCAAGCCUCAGGCAGAGACGGCUAAGCUGUUUGCAGAGAUCCAGGACAAGCUGCUCGGCUACAAGCCGCAGGAGGGGACCAACUUCGCCGCCAACUUCUCCCACCUGAUGGGUGGAUACGACUCUCGCUACUACGGCUACUUGUGGAGUCAAGUGUACAGCAUGGACCUGUUCGACACACGCUUCAAGAAAGAGGGCAUCCUGAACCCCAAGACCGGCAUGGACUAUCGGCAGCAGAUCCUCGAGCCUGGCUCAACAAAGGACGCCGAGGUGAUGCUCAGAAACUUCCUGGGUCGGGAUCCCAAAAUGGAUGCCUUCCUUGCGAGCAAGGGUCUGGCACCUCCGAGCUGAUGUCAUUUCUAGUUUCCAUCGGGAUCUUAUCGAAGAAAACUUGCACCUCGUGGUGGCCUUCUUUUUUUUUAUACUAUAACUUCGUAAAAGUUCAGACUGAACCCUCGACCUCAUCAAGAGCUUCUGAUAGGUCUAUAUCGCCACUUCUUACGUGCCAUGAUGGUGUCACGUCUUUGACGGGCAACACAAAACCAUGACAGAGUUGUGACUUGGCAUCAAAAGAUGCUCCUUUUUCUUUUUUACUCAUUUUGUUUUUACUCAAUGUGUUCAAGUAAAGGACUUCAAACAUUUU
Rhipicephalus sanguineus (brown dog tick) is the source of this 2601-nucleotide messenger RNA. RefSeq names its product thimet oligopeptidase. Gene Ontology annotation, biological process: peptide metabolic process; proteolysis. NCBI's taxonomy places the organism in Eukaryota, Metazoa, Arthropoda, Arachnida, Ixodida, Ixodidae. The transcript is spliced from 16 exons. Gene Ontology annotation, molecular function: metalloendopeptidase activity. Gene Ontology annotation, cellular component: mitochondrial intermembrane space. The record is from RefSeq and is a predicted model, not a curated record. The coding region runs from base 69 to 2309 and encodes 746 amino acids.